AGAACAGUGGAAAAUCCUUUUAUGGUUGUAUCACUCCAGCUCUGAAGGGGUCGCUACAGUGUACAUGAUGCUUUUUCAAAUGUGUAGAUUCAGCAAGAAAUCUGAGCCCCCAAGAAGUCCAUCUGUCUGUGUCCUACCGAAAGCAGCGCUCAAGUCACGCACUCGCGGACGACACGGCGUCUUCAUCGACGUGCAUUCAUAGACCAUUUAACAAUGACAACAUCAUGGAGCGACCGUUUGCAGAACUACGCUGACCUGCCUGCCAACAUGGAUGGAGUAGCUUUGAAGAAGUAUACGCGUGAGGCCCAUCACAGAGUGUUUGUGAACAGAAGCUUGGCUAUGGAGAAGAUCAAGUGUUUUGGUUUUGACAUGGACUAUACUCUUGCAGUAUACAAGUCCCCUGAGUACGAGUCACUGGGUUUUGACCUGACGGUGGAGCGCCUUGUGUCCAUUGGAUAUCCUCAAGAAUUACUCAAUUUUGUGUAUGACCCCACCUUUCCUACCAGGGGCUUGGUUUUUGACACCUACUAUGGAAACCUGCUCAAAGUGGAUGCUUAUGGGAACAUCCUUGUCUGCGUGCAUGGAUUCAACUUCAUAAGGGGACCAGACAUCAGGGAGAUGUAUCCUAACAAGUUCAUACAGCGUGGAGACACUGAUCGCUUUUACAUCCUCAACACACUUUUCAACCUCCCAGAAACCUACCUUUUUGCCUGUUUGGUCGACUUCUUUAGCAACUGCUCCAGAUAUUCCAGCUGUGAAACUGGCUUUAAAGAUGGAGACCUUUUCAUGUCAUUCAAGAGCAUGUUCCAGGAUGUUCGAGAUGCUGUGGACUGGGUUCAUUUCAAGGGAUCGUUGAAAGAGAAGACUGUUGAAAACCUGGAGAAGUAUGUGGUCAAAGAUCCAAAGCUUCCUCUUCUCCUGAGUCGCAUGAAUGAAGUUGCUAAAGUUUUUCUGGCUACCAACAGUGAUUACAAAUAUACAGAGAAAAUAAUGAUGUACCUUUUUGACUUUCCUCAUGGACCAAAGUCAGGGACACCCCACAGGCCUUGGCAGUCGUAUUUUGAUCUGAUCUUGGUGGAUGCUCGCAAACCUUUGUUUUUUGGAGAGGGGACAGUGCUGCGCCAAGUAGACACAGCUUCAGGUCGUCUAAAGAUUGGAACAUACACCGGACCCCUGCAGCAUGGCAUUGUCUACUCUGGAGGUUCGUCAGACAUUGUGUGUGAUCUACUAGGAGCCAAAGGAAAGGACAUUAUUUAUAUUGGAGAUCAUAUUUUUGGCGAUAUUCUCAAAUCUAAGAAGCGCCAAGGGUGGAGGACAUUCCUGGUGAUCCCAGAGCUUGCCCAGGAGCUUCACGUGUGGACGGACAAAAGCUCUAUAUUCGAAGAGCUUCAAUCUCUGGAUUGCUUUCUCGCUGAUCUUUACAAACAUUUGGACAGCAGCAGUAAUGAACGUCCAGACAUCAGCUCUCUUCAGAGACGCAUCAAGAAAGUGACUCAUGACAUGGACAUGUGCUAUGGAAUGAUGGGCAGUCUGUUUCGCAGUGGAUCCAGACAGACCCUAUUUGCAUCUCAAGUGAUGCGUUAUGCCGAUUUAUAUGCAGCCUCCUUCAUCAAUCUGCUGUACUAUCCCUUCAGCUACCUGUUCAGAGCAGCCCAUGUAUUGAUGCCUCACGAAUCAACAGUGGAGCACACCCACGUCAGUAUCAUGGACACAGAGUCUCCCCUCGCCACAAGGAAUCGCCAUGAGCUGGACCUGCGGGAGGAGUGUAAGCGGCACCAGCUGACCCGCUCCAUCAGCGAGAUCCAGCCUCCACAUUUCUUCCCCACUGCGCCGCAAGAAAUCACACACUGCCAUGAUGAAGACGAUGAUGAGGAAGAAGAGUAGAGAACUGAAAGCAGGACUAUUGAACUAUGCUAUCCAUUAAAAUGAAGCACACUGUCUUGGCUCUGAUAUGAGGCAGCAGCAGCACGUGCAGUAUUUUCAUUCGUUGUGCUACUUUUAUGUGCCAUAUCCACUGUCAUUAACAUUUCACCCAUCUGUAAAUUCAUUUUUUAAACUAAUUUUAUUUUUUUGUCUACAAAUAAGGCAUAGAAGUUAAUUUCUGUUUUAUGUACAUAUUUUUUACAAUUUUCAUUUGUUUGAAUUUUUUAAUAAUUUCACUAUUUAUUUCUUACUUUUCUAUGUAACUCUCUUUGCAAAGUUAAACUAGUAAAAAAUGCCAAAGCCUGUACUGUUUGCACAUUGUAUUGUAUGCCUGCAUGUUUGUGACGUCUGUCCGUUUGGUCACACUUAUUGGUACUGUUUCCGUAAAAGAGGUCUUGAAAGUUCCGUAUUAUUGCCAAAAGCUUAGAUGAAAAUAACUGCUUUGUUAAACAGUUUAAAAUACUGUAAUUUUUGUACCUGUUGUUGAAAUAAUUUUGCACCGUUUUCAGCCCUUAGAUUAGCAUCCAUUUUGAGCAAGAUUACUAGAUUAAUGCAGCUAGGGGCAUAGUACCAGCCUUUGGCCAUCCUGCUUCAGUUACUGUUUGUGCUGCUGAACUGUCUCACUCCUGACUGAUGUGAAUAUAAUAAAUAAGCUUAAAAUGUGAAUUAAUUGUAGUGAUUGUCUUGAGUUUAUUAUAUUAUUUGAAAUAAAUUUUCAAUG
Messenger RNA from Periophthalmus magnuspinnatus, 2644 nucleotides. It is a transcript of the gene nt5c2a, whose product is annotated as 5'-nucleotidase, cytosolic IIa. The record is from RefSeq and is a predicted model, not a curated record. The transcript has 18 exons. Gene Ontology annotation, molecular function: 5'-nucleotidase activity. The coding region runs from base 214 to 1884 and encodes 556 amino acids. NCBI's taxonomy places the organism in Eukaryota, Metazoa, Chordata, Actinopteri, Gobiiformes, Gobiidae.